AAUAAAAUAAAGUAAAGAAGGCUGACAUUUUCAGUUCAGACGGUGAGCUGCGACGACGAUGAAGCAAAAACAGAUUCACCGGACUGCGACGUUCGCGUGGUCACCAAAUUCAUGUCUUCCACUCAUCUCGACGGGCACAGUCUCAGGCGCGCUCGACGAGUCCUUCUCAAAUGAGUCCCAACUCGAGAUCUGGAAACCGGACUUUAUGGACAAAGACGAGUACGCUCUCGGCGCUGACUUGCAUUCGCAACCUGCAGGAGUUGUAAAGGAUACGUCCAGGUUUAACCGUAUUGUAUGGAGCCAGGCGCACAAGGACAGAACGUCCGGUGUCAUUGCCGCCGGUAUGGAAAACGCGGAGCUCGUCCUCUGGGACCCCGCCAAAAUCGUCGAGUCUUCAGAUGCCUCCACAGCCCUCAUCCUUCGUAACACGAAGCAUACUGGUCCCGUUCGUGGUCUUGACUUCAAUCCUAAACAAACGAACCUUCUUUGCUCGGGUGCCGUCAAUGGCGAGAUUUACAUAUGGGAUCUCAACGAUCCUUCGAAACCAUACUCCCCUACCCCAGGAUCCCGCAGUAAGAAGGUCGACGAAAUCACUUGUGUUACAUGGAACCAACAUGUCCAGUCCAUCCUCGCUGGUGCCAGCAGUACCGGCUACACUGUCGUGUGGGACCUCCGCCAGAAUCGCGAGUUGGUUGCCCUUGCGUACGGCGGAGGUACAGGUACCCUCGGAGGUGCAGUUGGUAGUGCGAUGGCGGUAGGCGGAAGGAGGGGUAUGAGCGCAAUCGCAUGGCAUCCGGACGUCGCCACCCGACUGGUUACCGCGUCGGAAGACGACAUUUCUCCUGUUGUCAUGGUCUGGGAUCUGCGCAAUGCUCGCGCUCCGGAGAAGAUCCUUACAGGACAUGAGAAAGGCGUGCUAUCACUUUCGUGGUGCAAACAGGACGCAGAUUUGUUACUUUCUUGCGGAAAGGAUAAUCGUGUACUCUGCUGGAAUCCGCAAACCUCGGAAGUUAUUGGCGAGCUCCCGUCUGAGGACAACUGGGCGUUCCAUGUCGAAUGGUGCCCUCGCAACCCCGAUCUCCUUGCCGCAGCAUUCUUCUCCGGGACAAUCGGUAUCCAUUCUAUCCAAUCCACAGAUGGACCUGCCACCAUCCCACCUACGCCCAAGGCCUCUGGAGCUUCAUUGUUCGACGACCUCGCGUUUAUGCACUCAAAUGCCGGUCUACCUAGCCUAAGCCUCAAGCAACCCCCAAAAUGGCUCCGUCGGCCUGUUUCGGCCUCAUUUGGCUUCGGAGGACAACUUGCGAGCGUGUGCAAUUUGCCAGAUGCGCAAGGCGGCACGCAGAGCAGCACCCCGCACGUUCGUGUCGUGUGCACCGAGAAAGUUGUCGUGGAGCGUGUUAAGAACUUGCGCAAGGCAGCAGGGGAUGGGGAUCUGGAGAAUUUUGCUCAGGAGGUACAGGCGGAUGUGCAGCAGCAUGGCGACGCGCGUGCGGCGGAGACCUGGAAGGCUCUACUCAGCUUGUUCCGUGCCAACUCGCGAGAUGAGCUUGUGACGUUAUUGGGCUACUCAAAAGAAGAGGUCAAAGCGCGUGUGGCAGAGGCCGUUGCACAUCUAAAGGAGAUGCAGCAGCAGCAACCUCAAACUGAGCAAUCUGAAGAGGGCAGUUUGGAGCAGCGUGUGCAUGAACCCGUCGUGUCGUUUGCAGAACCGGAGCAUGAUAUAGAUGGCGAACAAGAGACCGAGGAGAAGACCUCGUCGGAAGUGAGCACGUCGGACCUACUUCCCCCAGACGGCGAGUCUACAACGACUGCACCAAGUCUGUUCGGCGACGAUCCAGUCGGGACGUUCCACAACGACGCAGGUGCCGACUUCUUCAGUACGAUGGCAGCUGCCCCUCAGGACGAUUCACAAGAUGCUCCUCUUGCUGUCCCUCAUACUAACUAUGGCGUGGACUCGAGCGUGGCGGCUACAGUCGGGUCCGGUCCGUCGAGUGUCGCGAGUGCAUCCGAAUCGCUCACUUUGCGUGGAAACACCUUCCGAAUCUAUCCUGCUGAGGAGAGCGAGACCGAUCAGUUGGUUACCAAGGCUCUGGUACUCGGGGACUUUGAGAGUGCCGUCGAACUCUGCUUGUCAACGGAACGCUACGCGGACGCACUCUUACUCGCCAUUAAAGGUGGCCAGGACCUCCUGCAACGCACGCAGAACGCUUACUUCGCUCGGCAGACAACGGAACACCCGUACCUGCGCUUGUUCCAGAGCAUCGUCACGAAUGAUCUUGCGGACGUAGUGCAGAACGCGGACUUGACCGAGUGGGCCGAAAUUUUUGUUGUUCUUUGCACGUUUGCCAGCAACGACGAAUUUGGUGGACUUGCGGAGCAGUUGGGUGCCAGACUCGAGUUCCAGGCUGGUGUGUUACGCGGUCAGGCUGAGGAUGAUGAUAACGCUGCGAAUUCGUUGGAGUUGAGGAACACGGCCACGUUGACGUAUCUUGCUGCUGGUCGCCUAGAGAGAUUGUUGAAUAUCUGGGUUGAAGAAAUGGCUGAAGAGGAAGCACGGCGCAUCCAUGAAAAAGAUGCUCUCACCGACUCGAGGUAUGCUGCGCACGCGCAUGCCUUGCAAACCUUUAUAGAGAAAGUUACGGUCUUCCGCGGUGCUGUCAAUUACAACGACACAGACAUCUCUACAUCUACCUCGGACGAGCAGGCUGCCAAGGCGUACAAACUCGCAUCACUAUACGACAGGUAUUUCGAGUAUGCAGAGAUGCUUGCUGCGCAAGGUCUUGUCAAGGAGGCCGUCGAGUACCUGAGGCUGAUUCCUCAGGGUUACACGGGGUCUGCGCUGGAUUUCGCAGCUGUCAGGGAGAGAUUGCUGAUUGCUUCUGGAGAGACUGCCGCACCUCGGCCGAUCUCUACUGCGACUCAGAGGGUACCUGCCGUCCCCAUUCAUGCUCCAGUCAAUGCUCGCGUACAGACUCCUGUCCAAGGUGGGAAGUACCUGCCACCUCAACCUGCAUACCAACCCGUGCAACCUACCCAUCAACCUGAACUAUACAAGGGUCCCUACGUGCCUGCGCACACGCUCUCCAGGCCGGCUCUUCUCAGCCAGCCCGCGGUGCCACCCCACACUCGUCCACCCGUCGCUGCCGGUCCUCCGCCGCCCCGUAGCCAAAAUGGCGGUGGCUGGAACGAUGCACCGAUGGUCAAGCCCGCGGAGCGCCGUACGCCUAAUUCUUCCAGCACAUCUAAGCUAGCAGCGAUCGUAUCGCCUUUCCCGAACGCUACGCAGUCGCCACCGACGCCCGGUUCCCCGUUCUCGGGUCAUAACACGGCGCUUCCUCCGCCGCCUCGACCGGCCAGUGUGCAGAAUCGCCCGCCGCCACCCCCACAAGCACGGGCGCCUCCGCCUCCCCAGGCUCGGCAGCCUCCCGGUCCCCCUCCUGCCAGGAUGACGUCGCCAGCACACUCACACCAGCCAUCUACUGCCACCGGGACGGCUUCUCCGUUCAGAUCGCCACCGACGGUGUCUGCUCCACUUGGCCAGCCAAGCGGCCCAUACGCUCGCGCUACUCCUCCGCCAGGUCCAGGUCCCCGUGGGGCAAUCCCGCCACCCCCCGGCCCGUACGCCCGCGUGACGCCGUCUCCUGCCCACGCCGUGCCGCCCUCCGGAGGACCCCAGGCCGGCCCAUAUGCCCCUCCGCCAUCCAGCCAGACAGCACCCGGUGGACCCCCACAACCUGGACCAUACGCCCCUCCACCUCCUGGCCGGGCAGCACCUAGUGGACCAUACGCACCUCCUGGACAAGUUUCUAUGGGUUCCGGUCAUACGUCGUAUGCUCCACCGAUGGCCCAGGCGCCAGCCAUGCGGGGUCCACCACCAACUCAGCAACCAUUGGUUGGUAUGCCACCCCCUUCAGUACAGGGGCCUCCGAGCGGUGGGCCUAGUACCGCUCCUCCCCCUGCGCGUGCUGCACUAUCGCCUCCAGCCCCUACUCAACCCAAGUAUCCACAAGGCGACCGGAGCCAUAUUCCUGAAUCUUCGAUGCAGAUCUACGCCAUCUUGUCUGAGCAGCUUCAGCGAGUGAAGCAGACUAUUCCCUCACAUCAAAGGCGCAUGGCCGACGACCUCGAGAGACGAAUCAACAGCCUAUUCGAUGCGUUGAACUGCGACACCCUUUCAAAAUCCGUCAUAGACCAAUUAAACGAAUUAACGAAGGCCAUGGAAGCGCACGAUCGAGAUGCAGCAUUGGUUAUUCACGUGGACUUGCUGACAAGAGGCUCUCAAACAGACGACAUUGGCCUCUGGAUGUCCAGUAUCAAGCAACUCAUCAUGCGACUUUGAAGUCAGUUUAAUAGUGCGGAUGCGGCGGGAGUUGCGAUACACACAUGCCCACGACACUGUAACAAACUGUGAUACGAAUUUAUCCGAAAUCUUGUUUUGUCGACAAAUACCUAUUUCUGUUUCUAGUCUUGAGAACAUGCGAACGUAAGUAGACCUCUAAGUGUAACAAUUUCAAUCCUAACCAAGAAAACCCUGCGCACAUCCUGGCAAUGAGUGCCAGCAAAUAUACGCAUAAACGCCAAAUAAGCAUAUCCCCGCGGCAUCGUAUUAAACAAAAUCCUCUACCGGUUUUCAAAUUAUCUUGCUGUCGGGUCAUGCUCAGUUCCUCUGUUGGCAGCCCAUGAUUGGGGUCCCUGUACCCCAUUAGAUAUGUUUACGACCG
This is a messenger RNA of Pisolithus orientalis, 4724 nucleotides long. RefSeq lists its product as uncharacterized. Gene Ontology annotation, molecular function: protein binding; structural molecule activity. Gene Ontology annotation, biological process: COPII-coated vesicle cargo loading; endoplasmic reticulum to Golgi vesicle-mediated transport; endoplasmic reticulum organization. The record is from RefSeq and is a predicted model, not a curated record. Bases 59 to 4342 code for a protein of 1427 amino acids. Gene Ontology annotation, cellular component: COPII vesicle coat; endoplasmic reticulum exit site. The transcript has 10 exons. NCBI's taxonomy places the organism in Eukaryota, Fungi, Basidiomycota, Agaricomycetes, Boletales, Pisolithaceae.